Messenger RNA from Carcharodon carcharias (great white shark), 2039 nucleotides. It is a transcript of the gene cdc45, whose product is annotated as CDC45 cell division cycle 45 homolog (S. cerevisiae). Gene Ontology annotation, molecular function: chromatin binding; single-stranded DNA binding; DNA replication origin binding. The record is from RefSeq and is a predicted model, not a curated record. Lineage: Eukaryota; Metazoa; Chordata; Chondrichthyes; Lamniformes; Lamnidae. The transcript is spliced from 19 exons. Gene Ontology annotation, biological process: DNA replication initiation; mitotic DNA replication preinitiation complex assembly; double-strand break repair via break-induced replication. The coding region runs from base 113 to 1816 and encodes 567 amino acids. Gene Ontology annotation, cellular component: DNA replication preinitiation complex.
GCGCCAAAGUUUCGAGCUUGAGGGUUCAGGGAAGCGGCUUGUUGUUGUUGUUGGGACUCGGGGGCUUUGGUGUGAGGGAGAGUCCGGGUACGGGGUUUAUCAGCCACACACCAUGUUCGUGUCGGAUUUCCGGAAGGAAUUUUAUGAUGUGAUAGUAAAUCAGAGGGUAUUAUUACUUGUUGCCUCAGAUGUUGAUGCAUUGUGUGCCUGCAAAAUCCUUCAGGCCCUUUUCCAGUGUGACCACGUUCUGUACACAUUGGUUCCAGUGGCAGGGUGGCAAGACCUGGAGACAGCAUUCCUUGAGCACAAAGACCAGUUCAAGCACCUUGUGUUAAUUAAUUGUGGUGCUAAUCUGGAUCUCUUGGAGACACUGCAACCUGAUGAGGAUACUGUCUUCUAUGUCUGUGAUACCCAUAGACCCAUUGAUAUCGUUAAUGUCUAUAAUGACACACAGGUUAAACUGCUGAUUAAACAGGACGACGACCUUGGUGUUCCAUCAUAUGAUGACCUCUUCAGGGAUGAAGAUGAUGAGAAUUCAGUGGAUUCUGGAAAUGAAAGUGAAGGGUCAGAGCCUUCUGGAAAGCGCAAGCGAUUCGAUGAGGUAGCAAUGGAGAGGAGAAUAGAUCGAAGACGUCAACGGCGAGAAUGGGAGGAUCACAGGAGGGAGAUUUUGUUUGAAUAUGAACAAUAUGAAUACCAUGGAACUUCAUCUGCCAUGGUGAUAUUUGAGCUGGCCUGGAUCAUGUCUAAGGAUUCAAAUGAUAUGUUGUGGUGGGCUAUUAUUGGCUUGACGGAUCAGUGGGUUCAUGACAAAAUCACCCACAUAAAGUACGUGACCGACGUUGGCACUGUGCAGCGUCAUGUCUCGCGCCACAACCAUCGCAAUGAGGACGAGGAGAACACACUUUCUAUUGACUGCAUGAGGAUCUCCUUUGACUAUGACCUACGCCUGGCCCUGUAUCAGCAUUGGUCACUGUAUGAAAGUAUGUGCAACUCCAGCUACACCUGUGCAAAUCUCAAACUGUGGUCCAUGCAAGGUCUGAAGAGGCUGCAGGAAUUUCUUGCAGACAUGGGGCUCCCUCUGAAACAGGUCAGGCAGAAGUUUAACUCCAUGGACAUCUCACUGAAGGAGAAUUUACGGGAAAUGAUUGAGGAAUCGGCUAAUAAGUUUGGAAUGAAGGAUAUCCGAGUGCAGACUUUCAGUGUACAUUUUGGGUUUAAGAACAAGUUCCUUGCCAGUGACGUCGUUUAUUCAGCAGCUUCUCUGCUUGAGAACAUAGAAAAAGAUGAUGGGAAUGAAAACUUCAUUGAAGCCUUAGACAGUCUUUCCAGAAGUAACCUGGAUAAACUACAACAGGGUCUGGAACUAGCCAAGCAGCAGCUCCGAGUGAUUCACCAAACAGUUGCUAGCUGCAUUUGCACCAACCUCAUCAUUUCGCAAGGACCCUUUCUAUACUGUUAUUUACAGGAGGGAACCCCAGAUGUGAAGAUCUAUUCAAAACCCAUUUGUAUGAAACUUCUGUGCAAACACCUGCUGAAGUGCUUUGUCCGCUCGACCAAGAACAAACGGUGUAAGGUGCUCCCGCUGGUCAUUGCAGCACCGAUGGACCUGGAGAAAGGAACCGUGAUAGUGAUUGGAAUUCCACCAGAAAGCGAAAGCUCAGACAAAAAGAAUUUCUUUGGCAAGGCAUUUGAGAAGGCAGCAGAAAGUACCAGCUCUCGGACUCUGUAUGAUCACUUUGAUACUUCCAUAAUUGAACUGAAAACUGAGGAUCGUAGCAAAUUUCUGGAUGCACUGAUCUCUUUGCUAUCAUAAAGGAGCAUGCCUAAUGAUUUUUGACUCUGGAAGAAGAAACAAGAUUGUUCUUUUGUUGUAUUUAGUUUUGCAUUGUGUAAAAUGUAUAAAUUAUCUCCCUGUCAUGUUGGUUUUUACUGACUUUUUUAUAUCAAGUAUUGAUUGUAAAUUAUAUAAUAUUGUAGGGGUGCAAUUUGCCUGAUUUUACUGCCAUAAAUGUUAAAUAAAAUCAGUACCAAUUUUA